AUGAAAGUUCCUUCCAACCUCUCUAUGGAUGUUGAACGUAAUCACAAACAUUUGGAGGAGGCGUUGCUAUGGCAACUGAAGGCUUCUGCGCAGACUCGAACACGCAAAGCUCCGCCUUCACGACCGCCUGUUGCUGCCGCAUCUGCCGCGCGCCAGUCAACUCCUGGCCCUCAUGGACCUACAUCUGGAAUAUUUGAAUCGAUAAUCAGCAAUAUUCCUGUCAAUAAGGCUGAUUAUUAA
This is a messenger RNA of Parnassius apollo (apollo), 240 nucleotides long. The record is from the annotation of a GenBank genome assembly. NCBI's taxonomy places the organism in Eukaryota, Metazoa, Arthropoda, Insecta, Lepidoptera, Papilionidae.